CACGGUGGCUCUGUGUCACGGCGGCGCGCUCAAGAGCUGCAGACUCAGGAACGCGCGUCGUCCUUUGGCAUGGAUGGGAUCAGCAAGAGGGACGCGACUGAAAGGCUGGUGUAAGGUUUCCUUCCUCUGCCCUCACCUCUACAUACAGCAGCCUCACAGACAGACGGAGCCACCAGCCUGCAGGAAGAGUGCUGCCCAGCCAAUGUUUCAUAUCUCCAUUGUCCCAGUGCAAACAGUUGGCUGCUGAUAACUGCAGUCCACUCAGCUUGAUUGGUUAUAAUCUAGAUGCCACAGGACCCCAAUACAAGAGUCUGCUGAAGAAAAGAAUCUGAGGAUAUAAUUAUAGUUUUUCCUCGUCAUCCUUGAAGUUUUCUUUGGUAGUUUUUUUCUUGGACCAAGUGCAAUCAUGGGGGCCACGGGCUACGGCUACUAUCGUGUGGUCAUCUUCAUCUGCAUGUUCAUCGGCUACUCGCUGUACUUCUUUAACAGGAAGACCUUCUCCUUCGUCAUGCCCUCUGUGAUGGAGGAGAUUGAACUGGACAAAGAUGACCUGGGUCUGAUCACGAGCAGCCAGACCAUGGCCUAUGCCAUCAGUAAGUUUAUCAGCGGCGUGCUGUCAGAUCAGAUCAGCGCCCGCUGGCUUUUCUCCAUCGGCCUCUUCUUGGUGGGCGGCAUCAACGUGGUCUUCUCCUGGACCUCCACUGUGUCCAUGUUCUCACUGCUCUGGUUCAUCAACGGCCUGGGACAGGGCUGUGGCUGGCCCCCGUGUGGGAAAGUGCUGCGCAAGUGGUAUGAGCCCUCCCAGUUUGGAACAUGGUGGUCAGUGCUGUCCUGCAGUAUGAACCUGGCCGGGAGUCUGGGUCCAAUCCUGGUCACGGUGCUUCUGCAGUACUAUGACUGGAGGGCUAUCCUGACCAUGUCCGGCAUUUUCUGUGCCGCCUUCUCAUUUGUUUGCCUGGUGUUUGUAAAGAAUGAGCCAAAGGACGUGGGCCUACCCAGCAUCCAGCCAGCAGCCAAGAAGGGAGCGAAGGGAGGCAACAGUGAGAGCACGCUGAGUGAAUUCCUCCUCUCUCCUUUCCUGUGGGUGCUGUCUCUGGGCUACUUGGUGGUGUUCGGGGUGAAGACGGCUGCCACUGACUGGGGACAGCUGUUCCUCAUGCAGGAGAAAGGCCAGACUGCUCUUAUGGGUAGCACCUACAUGAGUGCCUUGGAGGUGGGAGGUUUUGUGGGCAGCCUCGCAGCAGGCUUCAUCUCAGACAGAGCAGUAGCUCGGCAAGGCUUGGGCACCCACGGCAACCCUCGUCACGGCCUGCUCAUUUUCAUGAUGGCUGGUAUGUACGUGUCCAUGUACCUCUUCAGAGUCACAAUCACGCCGGAAAUCCCAAAGGAGGCUCCUCUUUGGGUCCAAGUCAUUCAUCCUGUGUCCGUCCUCAUUGGUGUGUCAGAAAAAGAGAUCUGGAUCCUCUUCCUUGGUGCUAUGUUUGGAUUUUCUUCUUACGGACCAAUUGCCUUGUUUGGGGUGAUAGCCAGUGAAAGUGCUCCUUCAAAUUUCUGUGGAACCUCUCAUGCUGUUGUAGCCCUGAUGGCUAAUGUGGGGGCUUUCAUGGCGGGGCUUCCCUUCAGCACUGUUGCCAAACGACACAGCUGGGACAUGGCUUUCUGGGUAGCCGAGGUGGUAAUGGCCAUCGCAACCAUCGGAUUCUUCCUUGUACGCAACAUGCGAACCAGAAUGGGACGAAGCGCAGAGAAAAUGGACUAAUGCACCUGCCUGAAAUGAGCCAACUGUCAAUGUCCUCUUAUGUGACUGGACAGACUGUGUUUUUGCACUGUUGAGUCCUCUGUGUGCAGAAGACUGCACAUUAAUACAGAUCCAAUUAGACCAAACUAAACCACGGUCAAACAAAAACUAAUCUGACAUUUUGUCCUGAUUUAUUGGGUUGAUGUAGAUGCUCAGGGCAGGUGUAGGUUGUUAAAUCACUUUAAAUUCACAAUCAGGUCUUUUUGUCUCACACUUUUUUUCUCAUAUUCAACAGUACAGUAAGUACAGUAGAUCGCAAUUGUUCAUCACAUGAUCACAUUUUAGUGCUUCCUCUUGAUCCUAGAAAACAGUUUUCAUAUAGGGAAAUUUAAAAGUUGCUUUAUGACAGCUGUGUGCUAAAGAGGCGUGAAAGUCUGUAAAGGUUUGGGUGGAUUCUGUUGAGAUGAAACUAGCUGCUCACUGCAUACCCCCACUGCCUUCAAUGGAGGUCGGUUAUAUUUAACAUAUUGAAUGUUUACUGACGGUUCUGUAAUUUAUAGACUAUUAUUUGUCUAGGUAUUUGCACAAAUGUUGUAGCAUGUAUCAUGGUCAUCGAUCAUUUUACUGAUACCUCAAGUAUUUGUAAAAUUGUAAUAGUUUCAUUAUUUCACUGAAAUGAAGUAACUGGAGAACAUGUUAUUUUUAUACACAGUUCUGUGAUAAAUGAUACAGAUACACUGUGAUGCAGUAAUCUGAGACCAUGUCAGCUUUUGUGAUCUGACGCGUUUUUAAGGGUCUAUAUACAUCAAACUUUUACUACAGGUGUUUAAUCACUGCCAUUGUAGUUGUGUACAACAGUUACAACCCUGGAUUAUAUAUUGUUACCUUUCUCAUCUCUAAAAUCUGUGAGUCGUGUCAACUCUAUUAAUAAGGGAUCUACACUCAGUGCCACAUUGGCAAAUUUCUAUCUUACAGGAAUUGUACCAUGGACUUGAAAGAUUAAGGAAACCUAAUAAAUGUGAAGUGUACUUUGGUGGUUUUAUGUUUAAACUGUCAGUAAUUCAAUUUAGCACUUACAUCCUUACUGUGAGAUUUUUUUUCGUCUGUCAUGGACAAAAAGACUUAAAGCCUUCGAAAAACUGGGAGGACCAUGUCCGUGUCUAUAUAACCCACAUGGUGAAAGGACUU
This is a messenger RNA of Seriola dumerili (greater amberjack), 2926 nucleotides long. It is a transcript of the gene slc37a4b, whose product is annotated as glucose-6-phosphate exchanger SLC37A4-like. Gene Ontology annotation, molecular function: glucose 6-phosphate:phosphate antiporter activity. Gene Ontology annotation, cellular component: endoplasmic reticulum membrane. The coding region runs from base 407 to 1759 and encodes 450 amino acids. The transcript is spliced from 10 exons. Gene Ontology annotation, biological process: phosphate ion transmembrane transport; glucose-6-phosphate transport. The record is from RefSeq and is a predicted model, not a curated record. NCBI's taxonomy places the organism in Eukaryota, Metazoa, Chordata, Actinopteri, Carangiformes, Carangidae.